UCUGGGGUGAAAAACAUCACACAUGGGGUAGCUAGACACCUCAGAUCAGUGACAUUCCCCGACGGAAGUGGUAUGGGGAUAUUCUUUGCUAUCGGACUGCCCCUCAACAUCCCCAACAAAUCCAUGCAGACGUCCUUCUUCUUUGAAGCAAAUUAUGGCCUACCAGGGCCGAUGAAUUCCACCGAUUACUUGGACGAUUUACCUUUAAGAAAACGCAGCCUGGAUCGACGAAUAGCAUAUGAAAUUAUUGUAAACAAAUUAGAAAGUUUUGGGUUUUCUGGAGAGAAUUGUUUGUUAAAAAUGAUCUGUGAAGUUGCACACCAACCUUUCACUGAUAGUGGAGUGAUGGGUGACAUAUUGCGAAUUUUGUUCACACCAUCCUCUUCGCAAGAUGAACACCUUCCAAGCAGCAUCGUCGAGGCUGAGUACGCGGAAGACUGCAAUAACCAGUACAAAAAAUGUCCUCAAAGUCCAUUAGCUCUGAUAAGCCACCGCGAUCUCAGUAUCAUUAGUUAA
Osmia bicornis bicornis is the source of this 516-nucleotide messenger RNA. RefSeq lists its product as uncharacterized. The annotation marks the transcript as partial. The transcript is spliced from 4 exons. NCBI's taxonomy places the organism in Eukaryota, Metazoa, Arthropoda, Insecta, Hymenoptera, Megachilidae. The record is from RefSeq and is a predicted model, not a curated record.